AUGAAUUGGAGUGAGGCGGAUAAAAAGCGUUGGAACGAUGAUCGUAUUUGGAAGCGUUUCACCAAGCGUCCUGAUGGUACCACAUGUGUUUGUCAUUUUGUUGAUUUUGAUGAUUUUGAUCGUUUUUUUGGUGGUUUUGGUGGUGGUGGUGAUUUUGAUCGUCGUUUUUUUGGUUUUUUUGGUGGUGGUGGUGUUGAUGGUCAUGUGUGUCUCUGUGACGGGCAUUAA
Molecule: messenger RNA, 228 nt
Organism: Rotaria sp. Silwood1
Lineage: Eukaryota; Metazoa; Rotifera; Eurotatoria; Philodinida; Philodinidae
Source: the annotation of a GenBank genome assembly